Molecule: messenger RNA, 2334 nt
Organism: Prorocentrum cordatum
Lineage: Eukaryota; Dinophyceae; Prorocentrales; Prorocentraceae
Source: the annotation of a GenBank genome assembly
AGCCAUUUUGGCUCAAGCCUGGCUCGGGCGCGCACGCGGGCGCUUGGGCACGAUGGCGCGGGAUGUCGCCCCGUGUGGCGACAGUCGGCCUGAUGCGAGCGGCCCUCCUGGCUGGCCCUGUUCGGCCAAGCGUCGGGAGGCGCGCAAGGCGGCUGCUGCGGCAGCUUUGGUAGCCGUGCACCGCCUGUCGCUCGAGGUGCGGGCCUGGCGCAGGCUUUACGAGGACCUCGCGGCGGCCCUCGGGGCUACGGGCGCGGACGGUGAGCUGAGCAGGCGCUUGGCAGCUGCCGCCCCAGCCUUGGCCGCCCUCAUCCGUGGGAGGUGGGAGGUGCCGACUGCGGUCGAGCGCCUGAGGCGGAACGUGGCCCUCCAUGCGGAAGCCGAGGACAUCGACCUGCUGGACGCUGGGGCUGCGCAGCUCCGCGUGGCGCAGCACGGCCCGAGGCUCGGCGCUAAGUCCGCGGCUCCCGAGGCGGGCGCCAUCGGUGGUGCCUUUGGGGAACAGCUGGACGAUGAGCCUGAGGAUAAGGAGUGUGAGCGUGAGGUCGCGGUGAUCUGGCGCGCCCUUUGCCAAGCGCGGAGGCGGCGGGCCCGCUUCCUGACCUGCCCGCUGGUGCGAUGUGUGCUGCGGAUCUGGAGAAGGCCCUCUCGCGACCGCGGUUGGCGCCAGGCGUGUGGGCCAAGCCGCAUGCCGAGACUGCGUCCUUCGUUUCGGGCCUUGCUGCGGGCUGGCACCUGGCUGAGCGCGAGCCUCAGCAGCCGCCAGGGAUGCGCUGCACAUGCGGUGCCGUGGUCUUCUCGGCCCCGCCGCUGGCCUCUGUGGUGCCCCAGGCGGCGUGGCAGGCGGAGGGCGCCCUGACGCCGCCGCCGCACCCAGCGCUUCUGGAGUCCAAGUCAGGAGCAGGUGCGCCUGGUGUGGGCUCCGACGUCGACGACGUGAUCCUGGACGGCGAGACCGACGCGGACACCUCGUGCUCGGUCGGGGAGCAGCCAGACGCCGAACACGGGGGAAGUGUUGCAGCCGCCGCCGCCGCGUACCUCGCCGCCUUUCCGCAGGCCAUCCCCAGCGGGGGCAGCGGCGGCAGGGCUCGCUGCGAGGUCGCGGCAGGGGCUUGGUGGCGAGCGAGGGCCGUCGUCGCCCGUGCUUGGCUCACCGCUGGUGCUGCGACGGUGCAGGAGGGCGGUGCUGCGGGUUCUGCCACCCCGCCGCCGCCGCUGCUCGACGUGAUCGUGCCCCCCGGUGGGCAGGUCGUGCGGGCCGAGUGCCCGCUGCCGGGGUGUGCUGCCGGCGCCGAGGCGCCGCCGCUGCUGCGGAAAGUCCGCUUCGCAGAGGCCCCGCACGUAUACGAGAUUGGGAGCUGCUUGGGCCUGCGUGGUAUCCUUCGGCGGGCGUGCGCCCCAGGGUUUCUGGACCCCGCCUGGACGCGCCACGCAAAAGCCGUAGACCUGAUGCACAUGAUCGAGGGCGACUUCUUUGGCCUCAGGAUUCCUCCGACACGGAGGCCGCAGCGACAUAGAGCGAGAUUUACGGACGAGUCUCGUCUGGCCGAGGCCCUUCCGCCAGGGAUGUCCGUGGAGCGUGCCAGAGAGAUCGAUUGCCUUAUACGAUUGUGCGGAGGAUGGUAGCUCGGUGAUAUGACCGUAUCGGUCUUCCCCUCGCCUGGAGAUUGUCUGACAGCCCGCGAUUGACUUACUGGUGUACGUUGUUCGCUCGCUUGUCUCAGUGUACAGUUUCCACGUCUGUAUUGCGAGGGCAGGUGAGUGAAGGCUUCUUCCUUUUUGUUUAUGAUAUGGGGGGGUGAUGGAUAUGACGGCGCCAGCGUGGUUGGUGCUCCUUGUGAGACGUCUUGUCCAUGCGUGUUCGGAAUGCCUUCUGAGUGAUGGUUCGCCUUGCACGUCUGUUCCCACCGUGGUGGGUGGGAAAUCGAAUGUUUUCCUUUUCCCUGUGGGUGCCGCGGCCUUAUGGGUGAUGGCUCGCCUUGCACCGCUUGCGUUUUUUUUUUUUUUUUUCUCUCUCUUUUUUUCCCAGGUGUGUAUCUUUGGCCUCCGUGAGACCUGGAAGACCCCUUGAGGCGAGGUUGGGCCCUCCCUUGGGGCCAAGGUGCUCCGCCUCUGGGCCUCGGGGUUCGGUUUUUUUGCCUCCUGGAGCUCCUUGCUCUGUACGGGGACGGCCCUUCUAGGCCCUCUGGGUCUGGCCCAGAGGAGGCCUCGGGCUUUGGCGCCUCAGUGGUGCCCUCUAGCCUUAUAGGCUCCGCAGAAGCAGAACCAGAACCAGCCAAUAGACCAGACCAACCAGACCAGCCAGACCAACCAGACCAAACCCAGACCAGCCAG